Exophiala mesophila is the source of this 1852-nucleotide messenger RNA. RefSeq lists its product as uncharacterized. Lineage: Eukaryota; Fungi; Ascomycota; Eurotiomycetes; Chaetothyriales; Herpotrichiellaceae. The transcript is spliced from 8 exons. The record is from RefSeq and is a predicted model, not a curated record. Gene Ontology annotation, molecular function: carbohydrate:proton symporter activity. Gene Ontology annotation, cellular component: membrane. The coding region runs from base 1 to 1608 and encodes 535 amino acids. Gene Ontology annotation, biological process: carbohydrate transport; transmembrane transport.
AUGGUUCUCUCAACUCUCAAGUCAGCAAAGGUGGUCGCCCAUGCUGAGGAAACCCGGCAACAGGCCCUUGCGGAGACACCGGAAUUCGAGAAGGUUUCUUGGACCAAGGACCCGAAUAUUCGCAAGCUCUACAUUAACUGCGCCUUGGGUCUUCUGAUCGGUUCUGCAACCACCGGUUAUGAUGGAUCACUCCUCAACCUCUUGCAGCAGUACGACUACUGGGAGAGUUACUUCGAUGACAUUGGAACGGACCCCGACAAGUCUAAUCUCCUCGGCCUCUUGACCAAUAUGUUUACCAUCGGCUCCAUCCUCUCCAUGUUCACAGUGCCGACAAUCACUGAUCGAUGGGGUCGCAAGCCCUGCAUCAUCCUCGGCUGCCUCUUCAUGAUCGUCGGUGGUGCCAUCAACACUGCCGCACAAAACUACGGAAUGUUCUGCGCUGGUCGUUUCAUUCUCGGCUUCGGCAACUCGCUCAGCCAGCUGACCUCGCCAAUGUUGUUGACCGAGGUUGUUCACCCUCAGCAUCGUGCUCCCUUUACCACCAUAUAUAACUGCUUGUGGAACUUGGGAAGCUUCUUCUGCAAUGCCAUCGGUUUUGGCCUCUCAUAUGUGAAGAGCGACUGGUCGUGGCGAACCUUGACUCUCUUUCAAAUUGUGCCAGCCGUCAUACAGCUUAUCUUCGUUUGGAGAGUUCCUGAAUCACCCAGAUGGAUGAUCUCUAAGGACCGCCACGAAGAAGCCCUCGAGACCUUGGCUAAGUGGCAUGCCAAUGGUAACGACCAAAACCUUACAGUACAAUUCGAGUUUCGCGAAAUUAGCGAAACACUUCGGCUUGAGAAGCAGGCUAAAGAAACAAGCAGUUACAUGGACUUUUUCAGGACCAAGGGCAACCGCUGGAGGCUUGCUAUCAUCAUUUCUAUCGGUAUCAUCUCACAGUACAGUGGUAACGCUGUCAUUUCCAACUACGCAAAUUUGAUCUACAACUCGGCUGGAAUCACAUCACAGACCCAGAAGCUUGGUCUCACCCUUGGGAACACUACAUUGAGCUUGAUUGUGUCCAUCGGCGCUGCGCUUACUGUUGAUAAGUUUGGACGACGCCCGCUCUUCUUGACUUCUGUUGUUGGUAUGGUUAUUUCCUUCACCAUUUGGACUGCCCUGGCCGGCCGAUAUGAAUCUUCCGGUGGGCAGCAGGGCUUCGGUAUCGGCCAGAUUGUCUUUGUCUGGAUCUUUGGCAUCUUCUACUCCAUUGGUUUCUCGGGUCUUCUUGUCGCCUAUACCCUCGAAGUCCUGCCUUUCCAACUGCGCGCCAAGGGUGUGAUGAUCAUGAACAUUACGGUUCAAGCCAUUCUCGCCCUCUCGGCUCAGACAAACCCUCUCGCGAUUCACAAUUUGCCUCAUGCUUGGAACUUCUGGCUCCUCUACACACUUUGGGACUUCGCCGAAGCUAUUUGGGUGUAUUUCGUAUUCCCAGAAACCAAGGGCUUCACCCUCGAAGAAGUCGCCAAGAUUUUCGACGGCGAGGAGGCUGUGGCUCAUAUCAGCAUGGAACAGACUGCGAAGGAGAUCGAGAUUCACCACAACGAAAACACCGACGAGAAGAACGUAUGAGCUUAUCAUGGUCCCAAGUGACAGUGAUCUCCUGGAUGCAGCAAGCAGGCAUCCCGUACUGCCAUGGGUCGUUGUCGCGAAAUGACUUCAUCGUACUACGCAAGGUGGAAAACAAAGCCAGCGAGAGGGGCAACGACUAAUCUGUGCACGCUCCUCUCCUUAAUUGGUGUAUGCCACAUAAUUUGUUCUGUGCACAGCGCUGUGGUUGUCCAUUUUUCUAUAGCUAUUCUAUGCACUACUGUUC